Acanthisitta chloris (rifleman) is the source of this 3138-nucleotide messenger RNA. RefSeq names its product membrane-associated ring finger (C3HC4) 7, E3 ubiquitin protein ligase (gene MARCHF7). Gene Ontology annotation, cellular component: nucleus. The record is from RefSeq and is a predicted model, not a curated record. The transcript has 10 exons. Gene Ontology annotation, biological process: protein autoubiquitination. Lineage: Eukaryota; Metazoa; Chordata; Aves; Passeriformes; Acanthisittidae. Bases 18 to 2249 code for a protein of 743 amino acids. Gene Ontology annotation, molecular function: zinc ion binding; ubiquitin conjugating enzyme binding; ubiquitin binding.
UUGUACAGGAUACAGAGAUGGAGUCAAAACCCUCAAGGAUUCCUCGCAAGUUAUCUGUUCAGGCUUCCAGCUCCCCUCUAGGAUCCCGAACAUUGACUGGAAACAGUUUAGCUGGUGCAUAUAGUACAAGAGAAUCUUCAUGGAGAUUAGAGUCUGGAUACCAGGAAUCCAGUGUGUUGAACAGUUCCAGUAGAGACUGGGGAAUUCGAGAAAGAGACACCCAUGAAACUCCUUGGAAGCUUACAACGUCCUCUCCAACUCGCUACUCAGGGACACUUGAUCAUCCACAUUCUGGAAGAUUCCUGGGAAGCAGAAGCAGAUUGUCUGCAUCUUCUUCCUCUCAUUUUACAUCUGGGUGUUCUGGUGAGUCUGAGAGAACUCAGGGAGCAUAUUCAAGACUGCAUAGCCAGCAGCAAGAUAGUGAUUCAAAGAGACCUAAGCUGUCUUGUACAUCUACCUCUUCUGUGAGAAGUAAUGGCUUGGCUGCCUUUUCAGAUUCCUCAUGGAGAUACAGUAGGAUUCCUAGGUCUUCAUCGGUCAUGCUUGGCUCCCUUGGGACUGAGCUGGUGAGAGAGCAAAGGGAGUUAGAAAGAAGAACAGAUCUGUCUGCUAAUAACCUGAUGGAUCCCAGCUACAGAAACAGUGACUUUUCACCUUCAGCAUAUCUUCAAGACAGGCCUGCCUCUUCAUAUGCAGAGGGAGCCAGACCAAAAGAGACCUCGUUAAGCACUUUGAGGCUGAAUGCAUCCAUGAACCGCCCGUUGCCUUCUGAUCAUCAGCCAUCGUUUUUCAACAGAGACUCUAACAUGAGCUCUUCAAGAUCCAGCUAUUCCUCCAGACAAAGGAGAAGUGAAUUGGAAUCUCCUCAGAGGAGAGUGCAGCCAGCAUUUUCUCUUACUGCCAUUAGAGAUGAAGCCCCUUCCUCAGGUGGCUCUGACAGGGUGUUGUCCUCUCAGAGGUCGCUGACGGAGCCUGCGGCUGACAGCGAGGGGAGACGCACCACCAGGCAGCUGCUGUCUCGUUUAGCAUCCAGCAUGUCAUCUACGUUUUUCUCUCGAAGGUCUAGCCAAGACUCAUUGCAUACAAGGUCAUUAGGCUCUGAAGAGGCACCGGUGGUCCCAAGAGUUCAAGCUUCUUCCUUGUCAAGUAGUAAUGGAGCUGCAACUCUGGAAGUUCAAGGACUUCAGGCAUCUGAAGCUUCUCAGGGGUUUAGUUUCCUUGGGCGAAGAUGGGGCUUGUCAGGAGUUUCCCAGAAUCGCAGCUCUGAUUCAGACGGGGAAAGCUACAGACCAGACUCUGAAAGCAGGAGCACGGGGUCCUGGUUGUCAUCAUCUCUGAGGAACAGAUGUACACCUCUCUUUUCCAGAAGAAGAAGAGAAGGAAGAGAUGAAUCCGCGAGGAUCUCUGCCUCUGAUACAACUGCUAGGUCACAACAUGUCUUUAGGAGGAGAGAGUCAGGUGAGGAGGCCUCUCUUGAAGCAUCAGAUGGCCCUCCCCGGGCUUCUGUGAGCAGACCACCAACACCUGCAGUGUCUGGUAUUUCUGCAGCUACUGCCUCCCCACCAGAUUCAGCCCACAGUAGAAGAAGCUCUGGAAUUCUGCCUGGUUCUCUCUUUCGCUUUGCAGUGCCUCCAAUAUUAGGAAGCAGUCUGUCUGACAAUCUUAUGAUAACUGUAGAUAUUAUUCCCUCUGGCUGGAAUCAGUCUGAUGGACAGGAAAGUGGCAAGUCUAAAAUACCACCUUCAAGAGAUCCGGAAAGACUCCAGAAAAUUAAGGAGAGCCUGCUUUUAGAAGAUUCUGAAGAUGAAGAGGGUGACUUAUGCAGAAUCUGUCAGAUGUCCUCCUCAAGUUCUGACAACCUGUUAAUAGAGCCGUGCAAAUGCACUGGAAGUUUGCAGUAUGUCCACCAGGAGUGCAUGAAAAAAUGGCUGCAGUCCAAGAUUAAUUCAGGUUCUUCUUUGGAAGCAGUGACAACUUGUGAACUGUGCAAGGAGAAGUUGCAUCUGAAUCUGGAAGACUUUGACAUUCAUGAACUCUAUAGGGCACAUGCAAAUGAACAAGCAGACUAUGAAUUUAUCAGCUCUGGUCUCUACCUUGUAGUGUUGUUACACUUAUGUGAGCAGCGCUUUUCUGAUAUGUUAGGAACUGCCAAUGAGGCCAGCACGCGAGUCAGAUUUAUUAACCUUGCAAGAACUCUUCAGGCACAUAUGGAAGAUAUUGAAACUUCUGAGGAUGAUUCUGAAGACUGAUGCUGGUGGAACUUUUGUACUGCAAGAGACAAACGGAAUUGCUGCAGAAAUGCUGAACUGGCAACAACAACAGCAACACACAUUUGUUUUACUCCUCUCCUUAAUAAAAAGCGCAUUGAAUAUUACUGUAGUUCUUGAAGCAUUGCUGAAAACAAACUCAGCUGCUGCACAGUGGAACUCAGUGGACUUGAGAACUACUCAGCAUGUGUGAGGAUUAGAUACAUACAAAGCAACUUCCGUUUUUAAUUGACGAGGAUGAUGUGCUUUGUUUUGGAAGACAUCAGAUUUUGAAUCUAUAAGGAAGCUCUAUCUCCCUUUGUGUUUCCUUCUUACUGUAGUCAGAUUUCUGGUUUUGUCUUACUGGGCUUUGCUCCUCUACUGGCACUAAGUGGUUAUAGUGGGUUUCAGGGGGAGGGUGGGGAUGUCCAUGUACUUCAAUAGGUUUUGUUUGGGUGUUUUUAAAUGCCUCUUUUGCUGCAUCAUAUAAUAACUGAUUGCUUCCAGUGUUAUGAAUGAACAGGAGGACAAGCAAGAUACUGUAGGGAUUUGUUUGGGUUUUGGUUUAUUUGGAAGAUUAUUAUUUAACUCAAAAAGCAAUAAGAACUUGCAGUGGUCUUUUAAUACUCGGUGAUGGCUUUUUUACAUACCAGUUUGGAAAUUGGAGAUUAUAUUUGAUAUCAUGUGGCUGUUCCAUUAUGGAAUAUUGCAGGUGUAAACUCUUGCAUUUCACCAUUCCUAGCAGAUAUGCAACUUGAUAAAGACCUAAGGUUGUUUAGUUUAAUCAGACUUUUUUUAGAUCCCACCAUCACUGUUCAAAACACUGGUUAUCAAUGUGUUUUCUAGUGUUGUCACUUCUUUAUAAAUAAAGUUGAUAGAAGUAUGCAUCACU